AUGAAUCUUGGAAACUUAGGCUCUGAGCCAGUCAGCCGGGCUCCAGUGCUUGCGACUGGGGUACGCCCCGAUUGCUUGGAGACACAGAUAUGGGAUCCGUUUCCUCCGGUGAUUGACUUAGACACCCCGGAGAAAAGUAAGGUGAAGCGAGAGGCUGAGGACCUGGACCUCUCCCCGAAGCCAAUGCAAGUCGAAGCACCCCAGCUUGCAGACCCAGUUGUAUCUCCAGCCCCAAAGCCGAUGGAAGUCGAAACGCACCAGCUUGCAAAGCCAGUUGUAUCUCCAGCCCCAGAGCCGAUGGAAGCCGAACCGCACCAGCUUGCAAAGCCAGUUGUAUCUCCAGCCCCGAAGCCGAAAGAAGUGGAGGCAUGCCUAGAGCCACUUGGGCACAUCGCUGGAAGUAUCUCAGCUCGUGAGAUGACGAACCGAGGGCUUUUCUGUUAUGCGGGCAUGGUUGGAGAGGGCGAGAACCCCUUGGUUGCAAAGCCAGCGACAUCCCAAGCCCCUGACCCCGCUUCUCCCGAUUCACCAGAACCUUCUCCGAGCCCGAAGCCAACGGCCCUACUCUACAAGGAGGACCUCACUCCCGAGAAGGUUGUGAUAACACGCAAUGAUCAGCUGAGCUUAAAGGCCAACGCCUCUACGGAUGAAGCUGUCAAGGCUUCCAAAGGCCGUGGACGAUCCCGUGGACGCGGCCGUGGGGGUCGUGGACUUGCUGCUGCGAAGAGCAGCAGCAGCAAAGGCGGUGAGGUUGAGGCCCCGGCUGGGGAUGAUUGGGCUGGUGAGGAGGGUUGGACACAGGAGGAUUGGGCCACAUGGACCGGUGGUGAGCACUGGACUGAGGAGGAGUGGGCCACGUGGACCGAUGGCGAGCGCUGGACUGAGGAGGAGUGGGACGCAUGGGCCGGCGAUGAGGAUUGGACAGAGCAGGCCACGGGCGAUGAUGGCGCCGCCAAGAAAAAGGGCAAGCGCGGACGUGCCAAGAAGGCUAACUCGGCUCCCCAGCCAGAGCCAGCAGUUGAAGCUGCCGGCAAGGCUAAGGCUAAAGCUAAGGCCAAAGCGGUAGCCAGGGCCAACGGUCGUGUUGCCCCGAUCCCUGAUGCUGGCAAUGACGACUUCGACUAUCCGCAGACGUUUGCCCGCAGAUCUUGCCCGCCGAUCCCGGGUUCCCAGGCGGCUUUGGUAUGGAGGGGGAUUACAAGGUCGUUUUGGGAGGAGAUCCUACCAUUCCUGGCUCGUGGGGAGCGAACGGUCGCAGAGGCCUCCUACUGGACGUACGCUCGGAUCCGCUGGGUGCACAGUGGGCUACAGCCAAGUGAUGAUGGCUUUUCCGAAGUCAUGAGGAUGGCAGCUCAGGAGUUUGUGAUUCUUCGUCCAACCGCCAAUCAAGUUCCUUUUCUGGAUUGGUUCUCCUUCAUAUGA
This is a messenger RNA of Symbiodinium necroappetens, 1422 nucleotides long. NCBI's taxonomy places the organism in Eukaryota, Dinophyceae, Suessiales, Symbiodiniaceae. The record is from the annotation of a GenBank genome assembly.